GCCAUCUGCCUGUGUUGUGGCAUGCGAUUCUGGAGGUUCCUGUGCCGGCUGUGCAGGUGACCAAUGCGAGUUCUCCGCCUGUCCUAAAGUACCCGCACGUCUCCUUUCCUGUGCUCUCUGAGAUGACUUGUCGCGGGGUUGAAAUUUCAGAACGCUGGUCCAGUGGGCCGCUGUUCUUUAAUCUGUCAAGUGGUAGAGUUGCGCUCUCUGUUGGCAUCAUGACGAUGGCGAUGGGAUCCGCUGUGGUCGGAGACAGGAGGAUGCCGGCUAAAGCGAGCAGAACAGAGCGGGCUCUCAUAGUGGCAUAGAGGGAAGCGACGUAGAAGCUAAGCGAGACUUCUAGGAGAGGCGGACCAUCACCGACAAUAAACGCGCGAAAGGCAUUCUGACUUGGUCAUAUAAGUAAGUAGAUUCUUGGCAUCUUUCUGAGGACGAAGCUAGGUGUUUUUGAGGUUCAAAGGUGGCUCACACUCGAAU
Molecule: messenger RNA, 477 nt
Organism: Colletotrichum godetiae
Lineage: Eukaryota; Fungi; Ascomycota; Sordariomycetes; Glomerellales; Glomerellaceae
Exons: 2
Coding region: 123-308 (61 amino acids)
Source: RefSeq, a predicted model, not a curated record